Cylicocyclus nassatus is the source of this 538-nucleotide messenger RNA. The record is from the annotation of a GenBank genome assembly. NCBI's taxonomy places the organism in Eukaryota, Metazoa, Nematoda, Chromadorea, Rhabditida, Strongylidae.
UACCUGUUUUCUGUUCAGAUAUGGCUCAGCUAACAGCUCGAGCCGUUUUAUCGACACUAAGUAAGCGUACGCUACUUCCAAGCGCAGUUGCUGGACAUCGAGGUCUAGCCACUGAAGCGUCACCAGAGGACUAUGGUUAUUAUCCCGAUCCACUAGAGCACGCGACUGGACGUGAAAAGAAAAUGCUUUUGGCACGUCUUGCUGGAGACGAUCGCUACGAACCGAAAGUCUACUAUCGAGCUGAAAAUUCGACAAAAGAAAGGCCCAACUUAGUGCCAUCUCAUUUCCCCGACAGGAUCAUUGGAUGCAUGUGCGAACCUGAUUCUGGUCAUGUAAACUUCAUGGUGAUUCGUAAAGGGAUGCCAAAGAGAUGUGAAUGCGGUCACUGGUUCAAAGCCAUCGAUGCCGAUCCAGAAUCUGUCUAAUAUGCAGUCUAGGGUUUGUAGAGUCAAGGUUGUUUGACAGAUAAACAAGUUGUAUUUUGUAUCAUUUCAAAGCUUAUUAUUGAUUUCAAAUAAAAUACCUCAUUGUACCUGAG